This is a messenger RNA of Oncorhynchus keta (chum salmon), 3480 nucleotides long. RefSeq names its product adenylate cyclase activating polypeptide 1a (gene adcyap1a). Gene Ontology annotation, cellular component: neuron projection; perikaryon; extracellular region. The coding region runs from base 305 to 934 and encodes 209 amino acids. The transcript has 6 exons. Gene Ontology annotation, molecular function: pituitary adenylate cyclase activating polypeptide activity; peptide hormone receptor binding; neuropeptide hormone activity. The record is from RefSeq and is a predicted model, not a curated record. Gene Ontology annotation, biological process: positive regulation of GTPase activity; neuropeptide signaling pathway; positive regulation of transcription by RNA polymerase II. Lineage: Eukaryota; Metazoa; Chordata; Actinopteri; Salmoniformes; Salmonidae.
AAAAGCCGAGGGAAGCAAGUCUUCAGAACAAAAAGUUUCCUCUGUGAAGACAAAUGUUUGGCCUCUUUCUCCCGGGGUUGUGUGCAUACAGAGAUCCGAGAAUCGCGUUUUAUGUGUGACCGCACGGAGGGUUGGACAAAUUGAAGGAGCAACAGGAGGCGGCAGAGACGCUUUCCAGAAGAAGCAAGGGGAGAGAGAGAGGGAAGGAGAGAAAGGGAGAGAGAGAGAGACUAUCUCACUCUCCCAGUCGUAGUUGCAACCGGAUCGCAUACAGCGUCUAUUUCGACACUGGAAUAGCAGGACAAUGUCUAGUAAAGCGACUUUAGCCUUACUCAUCUAUGGAAUCAUAAUGCACUACAGUGUCUACUGCUCACCUCUCGGGCUUAACUAUCCUAACCUUAGACUUGAAAAUGAGGUUUAUGACGAGGAUGGGAAUUCGUUACCGGCCUUGGCUUUUGACAGCGAUCAAAUUGCUAUAAGAAGUCCCCCGUCUGUGGCUGACGAUUUGUACACUUUAUACUACCCACCGGAGAAAAGAACGGAAAGGCAUGCAGACGGAAUGUUUAAUAAAGCCUACAGGAAAGCGCUGGGUCAGUUAUCAGCAAGAAAAUAUCUUCAUUCUCUGAUGGCAAAGCGUGUAGGUGGAGGGAGCACCCUGGAAGACGACACAGAGCCUCUGUCAAAGCGACAUUCGGAUGGGAUCUUCACAGAUAGCUACAGCCGCUACCGAAAGCAAAUGGCAGUCAAGAAAUACCUGGCGGCAGUCCUUGGGAAAAGCCCUGAAGACUUAGGUUUUCACCAUAUUCUACAAGACAUAGACUUUGAUGCCCUCCCGGAUGGGGAUGAGUUUGAGGCUAUUUUGGGAGACUGGCUGAAACAGUUCUCUCCCGAAUUUCCGGUGAGUUCCAGGCUCUUUCCCGAGGCCUUGUCUUGAGGGAUGUCUCCUGUCUCUCCCUCUUUUUCUCACCGUAACCUAAACCUGUGAUCUUACGCUCCAAAUACUUGAUACAACCCAAUCGCCUCCUUUCCUCAAUUGUGCUCCUGUCUCUCUAGAGAUACUGUAUCUACUAUAUUCACACCUAUAUAAUGCAUGUCAAGCAUGCAUGUACAGAAUAUGUAUGAACGUGAAUAUAGAUGCAUAGAUAUGUUAUACACAUAUACCGUGUGUCGAUAUACUGUACAUAUUUUUUUAAAUUCCCCCUAAAUAUCCUAUCAUAGGCUGUAGGAUAAUAAUGUGAUGUCAAACAGUAUUAUAAAUAAAUGAAUAUUUUAAGAGCAAAACAGACAUGACCCAACUGGCUUUAGAAGCCUUACAUAUGGUGGUAAUCCAGCCACUAAAGUGAAAUACUUGUUAGAAUGUCCCUUUGACCCCUAUACGACCCCGAUAUAUAAGAUGAGGACCAGAGUGCUUUUGAGCUUUUUCUUUUCUUCCGGUUGUUCUUCUUCAGUGUUAACGAAAAUAAGCUUACACUUUUGAACUUUGUGCAAAGUAUCUAUCUUGUGUUCCUCUCUAGUGCGAUCCAUGUGUUUGAAAAGAUCUUGAAAACCUGGAAUGCUGUUAAAGGUUUUCCAUAUGUCUCUUCUCGCCACAUAAGAAGUAUCAUGAACAUAGAAUAACCUAGAAUGUUAGCAGACUCGAAAGAAAGAAAGAAAAAAUUCAGACCGUUUCGGCUAACAUGAUACUUUUUAUAUGGCUUCAUUUAAUUUCACAAAUGUUGUUAUUUUUCAUGAGGAACAUUGCAGAGGUAAUCUGAAGACGUAUGUGUUGCAUCUUCCUGGUUGCUCUACUGUGCUUCCCCUCUAUUGUCAUGUGAACCAAUGUAAAGCUAGACUGCAUGAUUAAAGUAAUUGCACUAGCCACAAAAUCUGUGCAAACUACUGCAAUUGGCUGGUUUUGUUUGCUCACUGAUUGACGUAUCUACAUAUCUGUGUUUCUGGAUGUUGUUUUGUUUUUGUUCUUCCCAAACAUUACUGCACAACGUGUGUGAUUGAACGUCUGACCCCUGUCCUCUGUCGAGGAAACUCGGAUGAAUGUACUGCAGAGGAGAAGCUCUUAGAAAGAGUCUUGUCAUGUUGUCCCUUUUAGUCUCUUCUCAAUGGGACUUGAGGCAAGAUUUUGUUACAUUCCAAAUGUAAUAUAUGCCAAAAACAAUUCUUGAAUGAUCGUUGUUUUGAAUGACCUAUCCUGGCAGCCCAAGCGCAGCGCAGUAAAACUUCUACCUAAUCAACAGUUAGAUAAAGCCUUAAACAUAAUGAACCGUGCCUGUACUAUUCUGAACACCACCAAUCCCAAACUCGCUCCUCAGUUUACUUGCCUCUUUGCUGUUGAUGUAAAUGAUCACAAGAAGAGUAGCAGAGAACCUGUUGAGUGCUAGAUAGACCCAAGUAUGAGAGGAGUGGGAAGAAGAGAGAGGAAGGAGGAUAGCGGGUGCGAGAGAGGAGAACAAAGAGAAAGAGGGACACAGAGAAAGAGGGAGAGUCCAUGACCAAUCAAUUUGAGAGAACAAAACAGUGGUCUUUGGCUUUAAAAGGGAGUUACCAGGCAAAGGUUUCCACACUUCAUUAGAAGAACCUGCCUCUCUUCUCACUUGUACACAUCAGUGACAUAUAGACAAUGGUUAUUCAGACAGAACAAGCCACACUUCUUCUAACUAGAAGCAUGAUUGGGUUAGUGACUUCUAUAAUAGCCAUCCCGGGUUUUGGCAGCAUAAAAAAAAUUGCUAAUAAGAUCAUGAAAAAUGUUGCUUCUGAAUCCCCACAGUAUACUUCCCCUUCCUGGUCCCAACACCUCAUUAGCCCACUUGCCUAAAAAGCAAGGAGAUCUAACUCCAAUAAUGCAACAGGCAGAUUCUACAGACACUGUAGGUUAGGUUUGAGCUUUGUGACACUGAGCAGUAGGACAAAGUUCUUCGAUCUGUGCCUGUGUGUAUGAAAUCAAUCUUUCUUUAAUUCUGCAUUCCCCUCCAGGCUUUGUGACGCAGGAUGCAGCUUGCGGCUGUGGUGCCUUGCUCCGACUUUAAAAUCGCCACGAAUCACAGAUGGCUAUUUAGUAGCCCUACAAUGCUGCACAUCAUCAGCUUACAUUUCACCCUUUGGUUGUUGUUUUUGUGUAGCGCAGACAUUUGAUUGGAUCUUUAGUGCCAUUCGGUGUAGUCUCCGAGCACUCUUGCUCGCGAUCAUUUCUUUUGGCGGUUGUUUUUGAUUUUUUUUAGAGCACAUAGACUUAGAUAAUUGUGAUAGAUAGUUGCAAACAUCAUGAUUACCCUCUCUCCAUAAUGUGUAUCAUUUUGAAAGCGCCAACAGCCUUACUAAACGUGAAGAUUAAACUUAAAACAUAUAUUUAUUGUGUAGAAAAUUGAUAUUAGAGAGUACUAUUAUAAUGAAGAAGAAAAAAUGGCGAACCCGCAAGGGUCAAGUCUAUAAAUGUUUAAUAAAAGGUGUUGUAAGAUUUGUAUGAAUAAAUUUUUGUAAACAACACAA